Acanthocheilonema viteae is the source of this 1287-nucleotide messenger RNA. Lineage: Eukaryota; Metazoa; Nematoda; Chromadorea; Rhabditida; Onchocercidae. The record is from the annotation of a GenBank genome assembly.
AUGAUGGAAAGAGACAUGCCGAUAAAUGGUUCAUAUGAUGCUGAAACCGACAAUGGAAAACGCCAAGACAUAGAACAAAAGAAUGACUCUGAGAUACCGGAUGAUCCAUUGGUUACAUUAAGUGAAGUUAUUGAAGCACACGAAGAGCUUGAAGCAGAAGCUGAGGCUCUACUAGGAGGAGCUAAUGCUAAUGUUUGCACAUAUCCGGAGGGUUAUAAACCACGACAACCACUGUAUUCUUGUCGUGAUUGUACAAGUACCACAGGACCUGCCGCACUUUGCUAUGCUUGCAGUGUCAAUUGUCAUGAUGGUCAUGAACUCGUUGAGUUGUACACAAAGAGGAACUUCUGCUGCGACUGUGGGAAUUCUAAAUUCAAAAAUGCUUGCACACUAUACAAAAUCAAUUCAAUAUUUACUUCACUUUCGUUGGAAUUUCAUAUGUUCUGUGCAAUACCUUAUUUAUCAGCGAAGUCUAAUCUAAAGAUCUCAUCAACUGCGGAAAUUAUACAUUUGAAUAGUUUUAAAGCACAAAAAAAAGUUUUAAAGAUUCAAACAAGGGAAAAAAAGCCACUAAAUGAUCGAAAUCAGUACAAUCAUAAUUUUGAUGGUCUCUACUGUACUUGCAAUAGACCAUAUCCAUGCGAAGAAUACGCAGACUGCGAAAUGCUACAAUGCAUUAUAUGCGAAGAUUGGUUUCACUUGCAGCAUUUGGAGGAAACACCGGAUAGUGUUGAUACAAGUGAAGUAGAGGAAGUCAUUUGUCGAAAUUGUGUCACGCGUUUUACGUUCCUUCUGUUCUACGCUGAUGGGACAUACAAAGAAAUGUGUGCUGAUAAUAAAUUAUGUAAACUGAAAUGGCUUGAAGCGAAUGCUAAAACAGAUAAAAACAGUCAGCCGUGUUCUCUAUUUUUCAACUCUUAUAAGUGGCGAAAUCGUUUAUGCCAAUGUAACAUUUGUUUGAAUUUUUACGAGGACAAUAAUCUCCAGUUCUUAACUGAUGUAACAGAUUGUUUACAAACAUUUGUUGAAUCGCACAGUAAUAAAAGUAAUGAUAAACUGGAGGAUGACGAUCGAGUCAUGACAAAUGCAUUAAUUGAUGUGGCAGGUCGUGAAGGGGCAAUAACACUUUUUCAAGGAUAUGAAGAAAUGAAACAGAAGCUGGGAAAUCACUUGAAACGAUUAGCCGAUGAGGGAAGAGAAGUAAAAAAAGAAGAUAUAGAUCAAUUUUUUGAAGAACUUGAAACGGAACGGAAACGGCGUCGUGAAGAUAUUCUGUCUCAGUUGUGA